Amoebophrya sp. A25 is the source of this 1176-nucleotide messenger RNA. NCBI's taxonomy places the organism in Eukaryota, Dinophyceae, Syndiniales, Amoebophryaceae. The record is from the annotation of a GenBank genome assembly.
CUCGAUAGAAAGGGCACCGUAGUACUUGCGGAGGCUAAAAAUGAGUUAGAACUGCAGUCUGCCACGUCUACCGCAGGAGGGCCUCUCCCCUCAUCCCCUAGUGGUGGAUCCUCGAAAAACGCCAGUCCUGGGCAUCUUCAUCCUGUGACGACUUUGAUGAGCAAGCUGAGUACCGCGCUCACUAGCGAAGAAGGCUUAGCCCUUCCACCGGGUGCAGCAGGUGUUCCUUCGAGCAUUAAGGCUGUACCGCUAUAAAGCAUGUCCUUGACAACAUCAUCCUUGGACCUUCUACUUUUUCUAGUACUACUCGGAAAAGAUGAAGCCCAAAUAAUCAUAAGGAUAUGACUCUUAAGGGAGACGCGAACGCGGUAUGAUCUCUUCUAAUGUUCCUAGUAGGGUCAUUGCGCCUCCAGGUGGAGCAGCAGGAUCAUCAUCUUCUCCUAACGCUAAAGGCGGGGGUUCUAAAAUUAAGGCUUCCCCUAAUCCAUCCCUGUAGCUGUAGACAUCCCUCAAGAAACAUAUUUAUACACCCCAAUAGAUACAAGGGACGAGAUACUGACGCAUAUGCUUGAGGGAUUUCCACAGGGAUGAAUAGGGGAGAGCUCUAAUAUAGGCCUGAGUCGAAAGACCAGCCAACAAGACUUGGGCACCCAGGAAGACGCGGAUAUCUUGGGUGCAAGCACAACUUCGUUACUAAUGAGCACAACGUCUAGCAUGAAAGGAGGACUUGGAGCUUCUACCACAUCAGGAGCCGCUAAGAUGUUGAGCAAUACUCCGCACAAGGAAGUUUCUGUCCAAGAACUGGCCACUCCAAGUAAGAACCCGAAACACAUGAGCCACUCACAACUGCAGACGUUAUUGCAUUCGCAGAAGGAAGCGUUGGGAUUACUUCGCUCCGAACAGGCUCAAGCUGAAGCACAGCAUUUGUUUCCAAGAAACGGAACAGAGCUAAAAAUUAAGGCUUAGUACAGGAAUUCCUCUUACAAGAAGCAUCUUCGUUUAGCGCCUUUUCGAAUGGAAAAACGGGGCAAAGGUGACAGACUUUCAAGAAAGAUGAAUACUGUUAUUAACUAAAAACGUCCUCUAAAACUAGCUGGAAAAAGAAGCUUCUAUCUACGCGCGCCUAUGCGCAUCUGCAGCACAACAAGCAAGUGGACGAGCACUUCAACAUUCUAG